AGGAGCGUAGGCUUUUUGAGCGGGAGCAUAGGCCUGGUGAGCGGGAGCAUAGGUCUGGUGAGCGGGAGCAUAGGCCUGGUGAGCGGGAGCAUAGGCCUGGUGAGCGGGAGCAUAGGCCUGGUGAGCGGGAGCAUAGGUCUUUUGAGUGGGAGCGUAGGCCUUGCGAGUGGGAGCGUAGGCCUUGUGAGCAGCAUCGUAGACCUUGUGAGCAGGAGCGUAGGCCUGGCGAAGGGGGAGAACACUCCAUGAUGGCGCCUGAGCACACCCACUUGUCACCAGACGAGUCAGACAAGACCAAUGGUCACCCGCACAGCUGGCAAACCCAACCUCAGCAGGAAACGGAGGUGCAGCAGGCAGCAGAGGUGCAGCAGGGAGAGGAGGUGCAGCAGUCAGCAGAGGUGCAGCAGUCAGCAGAGGUGCAGCAGGGAGAGGAGGUGCAGCAGGCAUCUGUGCUAGAGAUGCAGGAGGCCAGCAGGCAGGCAGGCCCCCGGCCGCCCGAUGGUGGAUGGGGCUGGAUGGUUGCCGGAGGAGCCUUCCUUAUUACGCUGGUGGUGCCCAUGUUGUCGCCCAGCUUCGGGAUACUGUUCUCCCGCCAGCUGCUGGAGUGGCGCGCCUCCACGACAACCGUCGCCAUCAUCUACAGCGCCUUCAUGCUGGUGUGGAAGUUGUCGUCCGUCAUCGUGGCUUCUCUAGUGCGAGAGUUCGGCUUCCGGCGGGUGGCCAUGACGGGCACCUUGCUGACGUCUUCCUGUCUCACCAUCAGCGCCUUCGCCACCUCUCCUCAGCUCCUCUUUCUCUUCUUCUCCCUGGGCUGUGGUGCGGGAGCUGGGCUGUCGAGCACCGCCUUCCUCAACAUUGCUCAGUACUUCGACAAGCACCGAGGCAAGGCCAACUCCUUCAUCACGGCCGGUGUCGGUCUGGGCCAGUUCUUAGGUCCUCUCCUCAUCCAGUUCCUGCAAGACAAGUAUGGUCUCAAGGGCGCCACUAUGAUCCUCGGAGCCGUAGUACUCCACGGCUUUGUAGGCGCUACCUUGUACCAACCAGUCGAGUGGCACUUGAUAUACCCAGCCAGGGACACGCAUCCACCACACAACGAAGGUGUCUCCUUGCUUCUGCCAAAGCAAGCACAAUCUGAAGUCACAAAUUUAAAAGCGGCUUGUUCUAAUGGGUCACUUUCGAGGGCAGAAGAACAUCGGUGGUCAACAGAGGUAGCCCAGGAACAUUUACGGAGACACAACAAGUCAAAGGAAGUAUCCCACAAGAGAAGUAGGCAUGAGAGCCAGAGCUCUCACACGUCCAGGGCAUCUAGCAAAGCCUCAUCAUACAGCCAAUCUGACCUAGACCUGGCUAGCCUGGCCUCCCUAGGCUCCUUAACUAUGCUACCCGACCGGGACUCUCUAAACACCGACGUGAAAACCACCUCAUUACCCGAGGAAAACAGUCCGAGUCGUUUGUACAAACUAUACAUUACUAUAAGAAGAGUAGUUCGUUCCAUUAUAAAGGACAUCAGCAUUUUAAGACAUCCUUCCGCCUUGAUAGUAGCCUUGGGAACAAUGCUCAUUGUCGGGGGCCACUCGAACUUCAUUGCGUUGGUUCCAUUCGCCAUACAAGCAGCUGGAUACUCUCUGCAGACAGCUGCUUGGUGUCUCUCUGUGGCGGGCGCGUGCAGCUUCCUCACCAGGAUGACCGUGUCCUUCCUCUCUGACUUCUCCUGGUUCAACAUGAAACUCUGCUACAUGACUGGCAUGGCUACCAUGGGCACCACUGUCAUUGUGUUCACGUUGCAGGGAAGUGUAGUGGGACAGGAGGUGGUGAUGGGAGUGUUGGGGUGUGCAGUGGGCUCAUGCUACGGCCUGUGCAACCUGCUCAUGAGCAAGGUGGUGGGCGCCCGCAACAUCGCUGCCACCUUCGCCGCCAGGAACUUCAUGGUGGCGCUCGGCUUCUUCACCAUUGGACCCUUAAUUGGUGUGAUCCGUGACAGCAGCGGGAGCUACUCCGUGACCAUGUGGGUGUUGGCAGCAAUGAUGUACACGGCCUUCGUCCUGUGGCUCCUGAUGCCCGCUGCCCAGGCCUACGACCUCCGCUGGUUCUCCCAGGCCUACGACCUGCCCAGGCCUACGACCUCCCCAGGCCUACGACCUCCGCUGGUACUCCCAGGACGCUGAGACACACCGCCUCUCUCACCUCUCCUCACUCCUUUCAGAGACACACUGCCCCCUCUCACGUCUCCUAGCUCACUCCUACCUGAGACACACCGCACCCUCUCCUCACUCCUACCUGAGAGACUGCAGCUCCUGGUGGUAGAGUUACCUCAACAACACAACAGACUACACAAGACUCAUGCGUAGGAGUUCCUCUUGAUAGUCAAUCAAACUCACUCAUAUAUAUAUAUAUAUAUAUAUAUAUAUAUAUAUAUAUAUAUAUAUAUAUAUAUAUAUAUAUAU
Molecule: messenger RNA, 2444 nt
Organism: Procambarus clarkii (red swamp crayfish)
Lineage: Eukaryota; Metazoa; Arthropoda; Malacostraca; Decapoda; Cambaridae
Product: monocarboxylate transporter 9
Biological process (GO): transmembrane transport
Cellular component (GO): membrane
Molecular function (GO): monocarboxylic acid transmembrane transporter activity
Source: RefSeq, a predicted model, not a curated record